AAUGACAUAUCCAAAGACACACUCCAACAACAACAACAAAUUUGACACACUGAAUAUUAGACACUAACAGACAUUUUCGGUGUAAUUUUCUAACAAAAUGUUGAAAGCAAUUCUCCCAGUUGUUCGCAGUGGCUACCAAACCAUCUUACAAGUAAAAGAACCGCUUUUCGCUCAACCAACACGAAAUACAUUCAUCCUAAAACGUCGAUGGCAACCCAGACUACAUAAAAAGAAUGAGAAACCCCAUGUCAUGCGGGGAAAGUUCUAUUGUUAUGAUCUCGUUGAAGAUCGAAGCACAAAGAAACGUCCCGAUCUUGAAGUUGUUUUGACGGCAUUUGUAGCUGGAGUUGGCGAUCGCGGGGACAUUAUCACGGUGCCAAGAACGCGGGCUUACAAUCAACUGCUAUUACCCGGAUUAGCCGUGUACAAAACUGAUGAAAACCUUAAAAAGUACGCCAGUCUGAAGAACACUAAAAAUGAAGUCGAGCAUAGUUCUCCCUAUGCCGCAAGAACCGUAAGAGUCCUAGAAAAGCGCGUCCUGUCUAUUAUUAUGAAUAAAGAUGAGCCAUGGGUUUUGGAGCCGUGGCACGUUAGAGCAUCGCUACGGAAAGCUGGUAUGCAUGCAGUUGAAGAGGCAAUUGAAAUACCGAAAGAACCAAUCACCGGUCCGGACCUAAUGAAAGAAGGCAAGGAAUUUAUGGUGACCAUUACAGUGAACAAUUUGGAGAAAGCAAAUGUACGAUGUCGCAUCCAUCAUUGGAGCACAGACCCGAGCAAUAGAUUGCCGUAUGUUGUUGAUCCGUGGAAAUUGCCAGCAGAGCCAUUAUUUGGAAAAGCUGAUGCUGGUAGUGUUUGAUUGUAACAAUUUUUAUAGAAUUCGCUUGGAAUAAAUUCGUCUAAUCAGAAACGCUA
Messenger RNA from Bradysia coprophila, 912 nucleotides. RefSeq names its product mitochondrial ribosomal protein L9 (gene mRpL9). NCBI's taxonomy places the organism in Eukaryota, Metazoa, Arthropoda, Insecta, Diptera, Sciaridae. Gene Ontology annotation, cellular component: ribosome. Gene Ontology annotation, biological process: translation. The record is from RefSeq and is a predicted model, not a curated record. Gene Ontology annotation, molecular function: structural constituent of ribosome.